Ornithorhynchus anatinus (platypus) is the source of this 2371-nucleotide messenger RNA. It is a transcript of the gene PRDM6, whose product is annotated as PR/SET domain 6. Gene Ontology annotation, cellular component: nucleus. The transcript is spliced from 7 exons. NCBI's taxonomy places the organism in Eukaryota, Metazoa, Chordata, Mammalia, Monotremata, Ornithorhynchidae. Gene Ontology annotation, molecular function: histone methyltransferase activity; protein binding. The record is from RefSeq and is a predicted model, not a curated record. The coding region runs from base 1 to 1695 and encodes 564 amino acids.
AUGCUGAAGCCCGGGGAGCGCGGCGGGGGCUCGGCCUUCCUGAAGGUGGACCCGGCCUACCUCCAGCACUGGCAGCAGCUCUUCCCACAGGGAGCCCCGCUCAAGGGCAGCGCGGGGACCGCCCCGGGCCCCCCGCCCCCGGCCCCGGCCUCCGAGCCCCCACCGGACAGCCUCAGCCUCCGCCCGCGCCCGGCCUCCCUGACCGCUGCCCCUGCCCCAGCCCCCGUAGCCACCUCUUCGUCGUCGUCGUCCUCCUCCUCCUUGUCCUGCCCCGCGUCCACCCUGCCCGGGCCGCCGCCGCCGCCGCCGCCGCCCGCCUUCGCGCCACUGCCUAGUGUCGAGCCAUCUCCCCCCGGAGCUCUGCCAGGUCGGGAUGGGGUAGGAGAGCGGGCGGCCCCCCGGCCCCGCUGUUCGGCUGAAGAGCUGGACUACUACCUGUACGGCCAGCAGCGCAUGGACAUCAUCCCGCUCAGCCCGCACGCCGGCGACCCCAACACCCGCUGCGACAUGUGCGCGGAUCACCGGCACGGGGAGUGCCCCAUGCACGGGCCCCUGCACUCGCUGCGCCGCCUUGUGGGCACCAGCAGCAGCGCGGCGGCGGCGCCCCCCCCGGAGACCCCCGAGUGGCUGCGGGACCUGCCCCGGGAGGUGUGCCUGUGCACCAGCACCGUGCCGGGCUUGGCCUACGGCAUCUGUGCCGCCCAGCGAGUCCAACAGGGCACCUGGAUCGGGCCCUUCCAGGGAGUGCUCCUCCCCCCCGAUAAGGUGCAGGCGGGGGUCGUCCGGAACACCCAGCACCUCUGGGAGAUAUAUGACCAAGACGGGACACUGCAGCACUUUAUUGAUGGUGGAGAGCCCAGUAAGUCGAGCUGGAUGAGGUAUAUCCGAUGUGCGAGGCACUGUGGGGAACAGAAUCUAACUGUAGUUCAAUACAGGUCAAAUAUUUUCUAUCGAGCCUGUAUAGAUAUCCCCAGGGGCACUGAGUUGUUGGUGUGGUAUAAUGACAGCUACACGUCUUUCUUUGGAAUCCCUCUCCAGUGCAUUGCCCAGGAUGAAAACUUGAACGUCCCCUCUGCUGUAAUGGAAGCCAUGUGCCGACAAGACAACCUGCAGCCAUUUACCAAAAGUACCAAACUCCCCCCGGCCACUCCUCAGCGCUCGAUAGUUUUCCCGCAGACACCAUGUAGCAGGAAUUUCUCUCUCCUGGAUAAGUCUGGGCCCAUCGAGUCAGGAUUUAACCAGAUCAGUGUCAAAAACCAACGAGUUCUUGCAAGCCCAACUUCAACGAGCCAACUAAACUCUGAGUUCAGUGACUGGCACCUAUGGAAAUGUGGGCAGUGCUUUAAGACUUUCACCCAGAGGAUCCUCUUACAGAUGCAUGUCUGCACCCAGAACCCGGACAGACCCUACCAGUGUGGACACUGUUCCCAGUCCUUCUCCCAGCCUUCUGAACUGAGGAACCAUGUGGUCACCCACUCCAGCGACCGACCUUUCAAGUGUGGCUACUGCGGCCGUGCCUUUGCUGGCGCUACAACCUUAAACAACCACAUCCGGACACACACCGGGGAGAAGCCCUUCAAGUGCGAGAGGUGUGAGCGGAGCUUCACGCAGGCCACCCAGCUGAGUCGACACCAGAGGAUGCCCAAUGAGUGCAAACCAAUAACAGAGAGCCCAGAAUCAAUCGAAGUGGAUUAACUGAUUGACUGGCUGGAAUUAAACUGCAAGGAAAGUCAUGAUUAAAUGUCACGGACACUUAAGCAAAACCAAAGAUUUCCUCUGAGCAACUUUCAAUCAGUCCCAGAAAACCAAAAGCAGGAAUAAAAUAAGUAAGAUGUUAAGAGAUAUUGAUCCUGGCAUGGAAAGGAGACCAGGAAAGAGAUUAUUUAUUUAUGACGAGGGAUGAGACUUCUUUCAGUCGGCCAAGUGACUAGUUGGACAGCCAGCAUCCCCAGUGUCACCAUGUUUUGCUUUCCUUCUAAAAUGCUUUUUAACUGUUAUUUAAUUCUAAAGGCAGGAUUUGAAGGGACUCUUCAGCCCACAGCUGUGACUGAGCAUGUCCAGGGGCUAGUCGGUGGCCACCUCCGUUGUCUAGUAACCUGACUCGAAGUUCCCCAAUGAAGUCCUGCUCUCCGCUGGCCAGUGGGAUUAGCCAAGCCCUGGCUAGCAGCUGGAAGGCCCGAAAGAGGAGCAGUAAGCAGAUGCAAGACCCUUAAACUAAAUCAGGGCCAGCAUCCAAACACGGGACAUGACAUUUCCCUAGCUCCUACCCUCCCCAUAGGGGCACUUCUUUCACUCGACAGCUUGGUCCUGGGGUAGGAAGACCUGGAAACAGAAGAUUGUGCUACGUGAGAAAUAAAAGGAACUAAGAGGA